This is a messenger RNA of Pseudo-nitzschia multistriata, 4563 nucleotides long. Lineage: Eukaryota; Bacillariophyta; Bacillariophyceae; Bacillariales; Bacillariaceae. The record is from the annotation of a GenBank genome assembly.
AAACUCACAGUUGUGACGGAAGUCGUAAAAUGAUUAUUGGAACCAGAAUCAUGCCAUGUUUCUCGUUUUUCCAUCUGUCACAAUACGGCAGUAGUAUGCACGUACCGUAUUAGAAGUACUUCUGAUUGGUUAUAUAUGAGAAGUGAACUUCUUCAAUUGUCUUUCCAUACAUUACUGAAUCGUACACAUCACAAUCUGCCUUGAUCGUGCUCGUGCCGUAUUCGGAUUUCGAUGCUGCUCGGUCGAAUCGUCUCCAAAAUUAUUCUUGUCGAUAUAAUUGCAAAAGCAUAAUCUCAGCACGCCUGUUCUGCCUUGCCUCGAAAAYYGGAUCUCCAARAACGAUACGCGAAACAUAGAUCCCAGCGUCGGACUUGCCGACAACAAGUGCGGGCUUAUCUUUGUUGGGUUGCAAUAGAAUUGUCACCAUCACAGCAAUUUCCAGCAGCAAUACAAAAUUAAACGCGACAAGAAAUCAACCCAGGCAAGACAAAUCAUGGUGGUUGCAAAAUCGGGCAUUCAAAAGGAAGUCCUGGCUCUGUACAGAACAUUGCUGCGAGAAGCCACCAAGAAAGAUCGAAUGGUGGCAGGCAAGUCCAGCCGUAGGCCAGCCUCUUUUACGGAUCUUUUGUUUGCGAAUGACAGCAGCAGCACGGCCCACGCUCGGGACGAGUUUCGCAAGCAGGCGUCCAGGCUUCGUCGCAACGAUUUCAGGACCAUUGAACACAAGAUCCGSCACGGGUACAAGCAAAUCAAGCUGCUGCAAAUGCCAGGGGUUGUGACCUUCAAGUCGUGGUAGGAAAAAUUAGCCGAGCGGCACAAKCAUGCUUCACGACGUGCGAUCCAUAGCGAUUAGGUCUCAUGUCGAAAUAAAAAAGAGAUGCCUCAGUUUACAUUGGGAGGAACAGGCAAAGUAACGAUCGUAAAGGAGAUGGGGAAAUUAUCGACUAGAAGUASAAGAUACGAUCCAACGCCUGAGAUGUUGCUGAUGAGCCAGUUUCUUUCUGUCGCCCACGUUUGGCACAGAAUCUGGUUUAGCUGGAACACUGUGAUUCAGGAGUGCUACUGCUCACGCAAACCACAAUCGARUGUUUGCCAUCAAUUGGAAACAUUCGUUCCCAGAGGCAAGAAGUGGUAUGAAAGCAACAUUUGAUACAGUAAAGAAUACGAGACCCCGAGAAAGCACCGCACAUAAUCGCGCAAGGGGCAAAAUGUUCAUUCAAUUCUUCGGAUUCRUAAUUUUUCUUUACAUCAAACUAGUACUGGAAGUAUAUUAUCUUGGAAAUUGGUGGUAGGUGUCUGGUGUCGUAAACACCCAGYACUUGGAUGAUAUCGUCACAGAACUAUUUUAUGGGUUCUAAGAGAUUCAAAUCGUUUGCUUCAUUUKUUGUUGGAACAACAAAGCUGGUCGAGAUUCUUUCCGUUGUAAAGCAGUACUGCUAUAACAACGUUGACAAUCCCCAUGAAAUACACAACGCUUAGUUUUGUACCAAACARCACCAUGCUCAUCAAUCCGGUCCCAAUGACCGAAAUUGCUGUUGCGUAACCCUUCAAUACGGAGUCCGCGUAUUUCAGCACACCAGCGACAAUCAAACCACCGAUAGCCGAAUUAAAGACGGUAAGAAAGGCGCCCCCAUUGAAGUUGUGAAAGAGUCCAUAUUCGACAAUGGUUUUGAAAUCCAUUAUGCAUGCAUAGAUUCCAAUCGUUAAUAGACUCAUGCUGGCGAGUUGAACCUGUGUGUACGCAAGCGAAUAUUGGCCCUGGACCGGGGAAAGAACGCGUUGCGACUUGAUCACCUUUUCGGUGUAAACGCUAGCAAACCCACUGCUCACGGCUAUGCCGAGUGUUGCACAGAUUCCCUUCGAAUUGGAAAUGCCUUGAUCCUCCCCAACUUUCAUGUUGCAAAGCAUCACACCCACCGUAAGCAGAAUCAAACUGAUGACCUGAAUAUAUUUUAGUUUCUUUCCGAUGACAAUGGCGGAAAACGAAGCGGUAAAUAGAAGUUUCGUCUGAACCAACACGCUGAACAUGGCAGCAUCUAGGUUUGCCAAAGCAAUAUAUUCGAGAGUCAUUUGAAGGUUGUAGGCACUAGCAGGAACGGAUACCAAAAGAGUGUUUUUCCAAUCGUCUUUGAAAUAUUUCACGAUGCUUCCAAAUGGUUUCUUUUCCACACAUAGAAUGUAAAACAAACUGAGCGAGAGUUUCGUGCACUCGCUUCCAAUGACGGCAGCGGAAGUUAGAAACUGCGGCUUUUCUUUCAUGACGUAACGCAUCAGUAAGUUCUUCGAUGAAUUCUGGACAGCAAGCAAAAUAAGAACCUUCAACCCCAUGGCGGAUAUGGUGUUGGUACCGCCGCUCGGGACAGCAUUGUCCUUCGUCGGGUUAGUGGUCAGUAAGCGAUCGGUUUCCGGAAUCAUAACACUCUCGAUAUCUGCGUCCUUGUUGGGACGCCGUUGGYUUGUAGAGUCAUUCAUAUCCUUAAACCAAUUGAAAAUGGACUGUGUUGCUAUCUUGUUUUCAAAAGAGUGCCUAGCCGAACCCUGGCCGCAGUUACGAGCAGUUAUACAGGUGGGUCCUCUAAUCACAAGUGAAAAAAGAACUUGCGUAAAGUUCAAAUUUCAAAUACAGUAGUGCGAAAUACUAUCCCAAUCGAAAACUGGAAACAGAGUUUUAAAUUACAAGUUCGUAUACACCGUACUGUAUUUUACUAAUAAAGUACUGUAUUACAGUACAUUUYAAAGUACCAGGUACCCAAGUACCGUAACGAAGAUUUUCCUUACUGUAACACUACGAGUACGUACUAUUCGUUCUUUUAGUACAGUAGUACUUCGUACUUCGUACUACAGUACUUGUACUAGUACCACGAAGCCAGUGAAACCAKUCCCCCAGUCCCGUUAUACUUCCAUCAAAGUUAUCAAGUUUUUUUAAGAAGUCCAGGGGUCAUCAUAAUUGUUCUAUGACCCCUGAGCUGCGCAGGGUUGUACCGUACGAACGAGUACGAGUACUAUUAUGUACAUUCUACUUGUGUCAGAUAGKUAAUGUAAUUCGAUGGUACUGUACAGUACUGGCUAGAGCGUUGUAGAACUGAAUCUGUCCUUAGUAGAAGUACAGUACUACAGUAGCGUAGUAAUAGUAGAAGUAUCUAGUAAUUACUUCUACGUACCGUAGGUACAGUAUUAGCUGACUGUCAAGCAGUCGUUGCAUGUGACAUACUUCGUACUACUGUAUGGUACAAAUGUACUAUGUAUGUUCCGUGAUCACGAAGACACUUUYAAGAAAUAAGAAGACAUGUUGGAUACAAUACAGUAUUUAGAAUACUGUAACGGGAAUCACCCAUAUGGAUACCGGUACUGGAGUGGUUAUUUACUUUCUGUUCGCACUGGUAGCGUACGCAGGUACSUCUACUCGUGCCAUGAUCAAAAAAAUGAGUUGAUCUUAGAAAUAAAAAGAAUAGCAAUACAGUAGCAGAAGCAAUAAACUAAUAGGACCUGCAGUACGAAGGUCAUGUUCGUGACAAGCGCGUGCAUGCGCCGUGCCCAAAGCAUCUGAUUGCUCUAUUGCCAUAAUUGCCAUAACACACCAAUYUAACGGUACCAGGUACGGUACCAUWCAAUAUCAUCUUUUAUUCUGAAGUCACGAGGUGAAGGCGAAGAGAUGAUAGAACGGAAUCUGAGAGAUUACGUCCUUUAGCAGCGAAAACAAGUUGCAAAUGAUGUACUCCGUUCCUAGAUCCCUAGAACGGAACAACGGACAUCAGCAAGAUUCUGAGUUCUGAGCUGCAGACACGUGUACUACGGGGUGCUCUUCGAAUAAUAGCAGUAUCCCUUGGAUUAUGGAAGCUUCAACUCCAAAACCAAUCACUAUGAAUGUCAGCAACUGCCCUCUGACUUGUUUCAAUAAAGGAACCUGUGAUUUCCAUAACGUUACAAAAGAAUUCUACUGCGAUUGUCCAUCCACUCAAAGUGGUGGCUACCAAGGGAUACGAUGUGAGACUCCCUUCCUGGAAUGUUCCGAUGGUGACAAGCGAGGAUGGCGUUGUCUAAACGGUGGCCAGUGCAAAACUGGAGAUACACAUGAGGUUUGCCAUUGCCCUGAUGAGUUUGCGGGAAGCCAGUGCCAAACAUUUAAUGGUCCUACAAACCGUGGUUCCCUGAGAGACCAUUCCAUGCUGGAGGAUGGUAUUCGAUUGUCAAAAAAAGCAAUCUUUGGUUUGACAUUAUCAUGGACAGUACUUUCAGUGGCUUGUUUCGUUGUUGGUUUUUCGGCUGGACGCACAAGAAGACAAGCAAGCGAAUUAAGACAAAGURGUACCRWYCACCAGCCUACGGAUUUGAAUUUUGAUAGUGAAAUCGAAACACCAGAGCUCCGGCAAGAAAUCCAUAUAACGUAAAUCGAGGUCGCGCAGGGUGCUUUUCCCCUUUUGGUAGGAUGGUUSAGAACAUUGGAUCUACAAAACGGAAAAGAAAACCCGUACCCUGCACCGAUUAUCACCACCAGCAGGUUUAGAAUAUGACUCGAUUCGAACCAAUGAAGCACAUACAUCAAAAUAAAAUUAUGUCAUAGUU